UCGAUUACUAAUCAAUUAACUGUUGCAGCUCUAAUACAGACCAGUUGGAGUGAAGAGGACAAAGAACAAAACAAACAAAAAGAGAAUGAUAAUAUAUGAAAGAUGAAAUUAUAAUACAUUUACAUUUUCACAUUAGGGGGAACUUCUUUAUUUAAAAGUUAUGUUGUUAGAUUCUGAGGGACAUUACUUGUACAAUAAAUGAACUGCACCAACUGUAAUAUUCAUAAUAUUAUUAUAUAAUCAUAUAGACAUUGCGAAUUAAACAUAAAAAAAGAAAAAAUAGAAAUACAUUUUGAUAUAAGGGGGAACCUUUUUAUUUAAAAAAGUUAUGUUGUCAAACUUGGAAAAUAGAUGUCACUGUACUAACUGUAAAUAUUCAUUGAAUUUCACUGAAUAAUAAACAUCGUAUUAAAUCUGAGUCAACUCAGUGUUAGACUUUAAAAUUAUGACUGAAAUUAAUAAAUUAAGUUAAUAACAGCAUCCCAAACUCAACGUGAACCUCAACUGAAAGCUAACUCCUAUGGUUGUUAGCUAGCAUGCUAGCAUACGUCUCCCAAUCUGCGGCCACAAAUCAAAACACAAUGUCGAUUGUGACGUCAUCAUAAUAUACAAUAUGUUGUUUUGAAGAAGCUCAUUUCAGCGGAUUGAUCGAGAUGCUCGUCGUGUAAGGCGACGCGGUGUGAGAGGAAACAUGUUGUUGGCAAACGUCACCUGGUGCUGCUCGUCGAGUUAGCAUCGUACGUAGGAACCGCAGCGUCCAUUACGGGUCCGUGACUCUGUCUGUGGUAAGAAUACAUGCAUCACCGGGCCAGGUGGAGCCCGACAGCGCCCCCUUGUGGCCAGGCGAAAAACUAAAACAACAUGUCGACGCGUGUUAUCGGUCAUGAGAACAGAAAAAGGUCAAACGCAGAUUUUAAAAACUCCUUGAGUCCUGAGAGUUCGGUGUUGGUUUGGUGAUUGCUGCCAUCUAGCGGUUCAAAGUGAAACGUGCACCGACAUCGCUCCAGGUGCGUGUUUCCUGCUCGUCCCACUAUUUUGGUUCGUUUGCUCUUUGAGCUCGGCCACAGAGACUCGCUCCUCUGACGGAGUUCACCCAUCAUGGCUUCGAUACGGGAACGAGCUGCGGCCUUGAACCUCGCGGAGAAACUGUGUGUGAGACCUCAAGGAGGUCGUGGUGUGGCGGCCGGUAAACCUGCCGCAGGCCCCCAGUCGUCCUCCCUGUGGAGCGGCCUCAUCUCGCACCUCCGCGCCUCCGUGACGGUGAAGCGUCGACGGGUGCACCUCAGGGCCCACGGCGACUGCUUCCUGGGCUCGGAGGCCGCGGACGUGGUCACGGAGCAUGUCAACCACGCCAAGGACUUGGAGGGUGCCAGCGUGUCCCGGGACAAAGUGGUGAGCGUGUGCCAGGCCCUGCUGGAGUGUAACGUGUUCGAGGCAGUGGGAACCAAAGGGUUUGGGAAGGACAAGAAGCAGGAUGUGUUCCAGGACAGCAAGAGCUCCCUUUACAGGUUUGUCAAUGUGCACAUGCCUUCGGUCGACGAGCUGGAGAGAGGUGUGCUGGGCAACGGGAUCCAAACGCUCUUCUGCAGUGCUCCCUCAGACAGACAGGACGAGCAGACGCGUCCCACUGGGUCGACCCCCGUCGAACUCCCUGCGAUGUCCACGACGGCGAGCCGGCCCGACGCUCGAGUCACUGCCGGCCUGUCGGUGGAGGCCGUGGAGCGUCAGAGUCGCAGUCCCAGCAAAGUGCAGACGGACUCCGUGUUACCGCCGUCAUUGGUAGAGGAGGUGUGGCACGAGCAGACUCUGCUCAGGCUGCUGAACCUGGUGGAGCUCCCCCUCCUGGAGGGGCUGCUGCAGUGCAGCCAGACCCCGUCGUCGCCCCGCCCGUCUCACCCGCUGUCCCACAACAACCCGGACCUGAUCCACAGCAGCAACCACCUGGACAGGCAGAUCCUCAAGGCCUUCAGGGACACUCAGGAGGACGAGUGGCUCUGUGCGGCUCUCGACUGCCUGGACUUCCUCUCUGACCAGCCGGUGGUGGAGCUGAGCCGGGAGCUGCCUCACUGUUUCCCUCAGGAUCAGGAGGAAGGCUGCGACCGAGUCCCCGCCGCCGGCAGCCAAGAUGGAGGCAAACGCUCGGACCAACGCGACGACAGCGAUGAGCCUCGACGCUCCCAGAGCGGUCUGGCCCAGUGGAAGCUGCUGCUGUACCGGACCCUGGUGAAACACUACGGCCACGCUGACCGACCUCCGCUGCUGCCGCAGCACAUGACCGACGUCUAUGCGGCCGUCACCGACCUGCUGGUGAACGCUAAGUUAGACAAGGCUCUGGAGGCUCUGCAGCUGUGCUUGAAGCUGCUGCCGCCCGGCUGCAGAGACGAGCUGCGCAGGCUGCUCACGUUCAUGACGCUGGCUGCCGAUCACCAAGCGAUGAAACUGGAUAAAGAGAUGGAAAACAGAUUGGCAGUGCAGACGUCUUUCUCCAGAGCCAUCGUCCACAGCAAGGCUCUGUCCAAGGAGAGCGAGGACCUGCUGGUGGUCUUCAUGCUCAGCAACAUGAAGGAGAUCUUCAAGAUUCCAGGGGCUCUGCACAAAGGAGUGAGUGAGAAGCUGGCCAGCCUUGUUCAGGGGAAGCAGCCCGACGUGACUGGCUCCACGUUAUGUCCGCAGGUUUCCGGCCGGACUUACACCGACUCCACGAGGGAAACCACCAAGCAGGAGCUGUGGGCUCUGCUGAACAGCGUCCACACGGACACAAAGAUCUCCGCCAGGGAGAGGAAGCGCAUGCUGGGACAGUUCUACCGGGCCCACCCAGAGAUAUUCACCCAGUACUUCGGCGACGCCGCUCUCAGUGUGCUGUAGAAAUUGUGUGAAACUAGUCAUACGGGGCCCAUAGACUGUGUCUCUGAUGUCUUCUGUAUUCAAGCUAACUGACUGCAAAUAAAUAUUUGUGCAUUAAAUCUUAGAUACAUGUAAAGAUGUCUUCAGCACUUGUACGUGUCUACUUGCUUCAUUAUUAAACACUUAUAAAUAAACAGUUUAAAUAUUCUUGGCUGUGUUUCUCUGCAACAUUAACAUUAAGCUAAAAAAAAAUCAUAUAUCACUAAAGAUCAGGUGUUUUGGCCUCAUGGUUAGCACGUUGGUCUCCCGUGUCCCGUGUUGUGUAAAGCUAAACAACAUAAAUGUGC
Molecule: messenger RNA, 3191 nt
Organism: Scophthalmus maximus (turbot)
Lineage: Eukaryota; Metazoa; Chordata; Actinopteri; Pleuronectiformes; Scophthalmidae
Product: DEP domain-containing protein 7-like
Exons: 13
Coding region: 1099-2865 (588 amino acids)
Biological process (GO): intracellular signal transduction
Source: RefSeq, a predicted model, not a curated record